AAGGAUGACUGACGUUAGUUUCUGCGAUGCCACUUGGAGUAUCUGGCACUGUGGAUUGAUAAGUAAUGUGCAGAUUUAACUGCACAACCUGGGGAGAAAGCGUCAGGAGUGCUACUUCUUUUCAUCUGCUUCAGUGGGCAGAAGUACAGUGUCAUCUAUCUGCAAGGGAAGACUCUUCAACAGAUUUUUACAGCUAAUAAUAAAAACAACGUAGCACCAUCCACCUUUCUGAUUUACAACGCGUCACCUUCCAAGACAGAUGGUCUGUCAGAAGCUGGAGGAUGCCUGCAGAGCACAUGAUAAUGAAGUAGUGAAUUGAUACUGCUGCCGUCGCCGCCUAAUUGUCAGGAUCACAGCCGAAAGAACUGCACUGCCCCUUUUCUUCUCCCUUAAUCGGGCCAGGAACAGCAGGGUGGACAUGGCUGGCCUCAUUAACAACCUGCUAAUACCGUUUCUUGUUUUUCAAAACAUCUGUUUGGGUUUCAGAAGCCCACUUUCUCUCUUCAAGAGGUAUAAGGAUACUACCAGAUCUCUUUCCAGUGAAUGCCUUGGAAGUGACCGGCCAGUGAUUUCACUUGGUCUGUCAGAUUUUGCGUUGGACAUUCGCAUGCCUGGGGUGACGCCUAAGCAGUCCGAUACCUACCUCUGCAUGUCAGUACCCCUGCCGGUGGAUGAUGAAGCCUAUGUAGUUGACUUUAAGCCUCAUGCCAGCAUGGACACUGUCCAUCACAUGUUACUUUUUGGAUGUAAUGAACCCUCUUCUACUGAAAAUUACUGGGACUGUGAUGAAGGAACAUGCAAAGACAAAUCUAACAUUUUGUAUGCUUGGGCAAGAAAUGCUCCACCCACCAGGCUGCCCAAAGGUGUUGGAUUCAGAGUUGGAGGAGAAACAGGUGGCAGAUUUUUUGUGCUCCAGGUACAUUAUGGGGAUAUUAGUGCAUUUAGAGAUAAACACAAGGACUGCUCUGGUGUAACUUUACAUCUGACACAGCAAAAGCAGCCUUUGAUUGCUGGAAUGUAUCUUAUGAUGUCUGUGAACACUGUAAUACCACCAGGCGAGAAAGUGGUUGAUGCAGACAUUGCCUGCCAUUACAAAAGGUUUCCAAUGCAUCUUUUUGCCUACAGAGUUCAUACACACAGACUAGGUAAAGUAGUGAGUGGAUACAGAGUGAGAAAUGGUCAGUGGACAUUGAUUGGUAGACAGAGUCCACAACUACCACAGGCAUUCUAUCCAGUAGAACAUCCUGUAGAUGUUAGCUAUGAUGAUAUCCUAGCAGCUAGAUGUGUGUUCAGUGGUGAAGGCAGAACUACAGAGACACAUAUAGGGGGAACAGCCAAUGAUGAAAUGUGCAAUUUUUACAUUAUGUACUAUAUGGAAGCCAAGCAUGCUGUCUCGUAUAUGACCUGCACACAGAAUGCAAACCCUGAGAUGUUCAGAAAUAUACCGCAGGAGGCAAACAUUCCUAUUCCAGUCAAGUCUGAUAUGCUAAGGAUGACGCAUGGACAUCAUGAAGAAACCAAGGAUACUGAUAAAAGUUCUUUGCUGCAGCAGGCCAAAAAAGAGGAGGAAGAGAUUUUGGAUCAGGAUUUCCACAUAGAGGAGGCUGUGGAGUGGCCUGGGUUAGACCUCAAACUAGGUCAAGUUUCUGGGUUGGCUCUGGACCCUGAAAAUAACCUAGUUAUCUUCCACAGAGGUGAUCAUGUUUGGGAUGAAAAUUCUUUUGACAGCAAAUUUGUUUAUCAGCAAAGAGGACUUGGACCAAUUGAACAGAGCACAAUUCUUGUCCUGAAUCCAAGUAAUGCAAAACUGCUUCGUUCCAUGGGCAAAAGUCUAUUUUAUUUACCACAUGGUUUAAGUAUAGAUAAAAAUGGUAACUACUGGGUCACUGAUGUAGCUCUCCAUCAGGUUUUCAAACUGGGAGCAGAUGGUAAAGAAGCAUUACUGGUCUUAGGAGUAGCUUUGCAACCGGGCAGUGACAAAAAUCAUUUCUGUCAACCAACCGAUGUGGCUGUGGAUCCGAUCACUGGCAGCAUUUAUGUCUCUGACGGCUACUGCAACAGCCGAAUCAUUCAGUUCUCUCCAAAUGGAUUGUACAUGAUGCAGUGGGGAGAAGGUACAGAGACUUCUUUAGGCAGAGCCAGACCUGGACAAUUUCAUAUCCCUCACAGCUUAGCCCUGAUCCCCGACUUCAGUCAGCUAUGUGUUGCAGACAGGGAAAACGGUCGAAUUCAGUGCUUCAGGUUGGAGACUGGGGAGUUCAUAAGAGAGAUCAAGCACAAAUCAUUUGGAAGACAGUUGUUUGCAGUUUCAUAUGUUCCAGGUGGUCUCCUCUUUGCAGUUAAUGGAAUGCCUUAUCCUGGAGGGGCAGAACCAGUGCAAGGAUUUGUGAUGAACUUCUCUACUGGAGAAAUAAUUGAUACUUUCAUUCCGCUUAGAAAGAGCUUUGAGAUGCCACAUGAUGUUGUUGCUUCAGAAGAUAAAACAGUAUUUGUUGGAGAUGUUCAUGCCAGAGUAGUGUGGAAGUUCACAUCCACAGAAAAAAUGGAACAUCGGUCAGUUAAAAAGGCUGGUAUUGAGGUGCAGGAAAUAAAAGAACCAGAAACAAUUGUAGAAGCCAGAUUGAAAAACAACCCAGAAUCAACAGACCCUCUAAAGAAGCAGGAAAAACAACAUCUGGUCCGACAGGCCAGCACUGGAGUUUCCUUUGUUCUUAUUACAACUCUUCUAAUUAUCCCUGUUGUUGUCCUGCUGGCAAUUUUAGUAUUUAUUCGAUGGAGGAAGACAACUGUCUAUGGAGCUGAUGGGGAUCACAAACUUGAUUCAAGUUCAGGCAGAAUUUUAGGCAGACUUAGAGGGAAAGGCGGUGGUGGCCUAAACCUUGGGAACUUCUUUGCAAGCCACAAAGGCUACAGCCGAAAAGGGUUUGACCGACUGAGCACUGAGGGAAGCGAUCAAGAAAAAGACGAAGAUGAUGGCACAGAUUCAGAGGAAGAGUGUUCAGCACCUCCACCCCCACCAGCACCUUCAUCAUCCUGAAACCAGCCUUUGAGUUCUCCAUUAUACGAUUCACCCUUGAAUGUCAGAUUCCUUUUCCCUUAAGCACGUUUAAGAUUUUGUGUAUUUAAUUGUAAACUGUACUAGUCUGUGUGGGGCUGUACACUGGUUACUUUAAUUUUUGUUUGGUUUUAGUUCUGUUUUUUAAGUGGAGGAGUGUAUGGAAAUUCCAUAUCAGUGCCAUUGUUUUUUAUGUGACCAUCUAAUAAAGCAAACAGUCUUCUAAUUGCAGCACUGAUUUAAAGCAGUAGUAUCUUCUCAUCUCAAACUGGGGAUCUUGUAAAUAAGUCUUACUAUCUGCUUCAAAAUAUUUUUCUUGUAACUGUUCAGUUGCCAAUUUCUGUUUUGUGCCUUUCCUAUUCAAUGUCCUUAACCUGUUGCAGUACAGAGAAAAUA
Molecule: messenger RNA, 3451 nt
Organism: Egretta garzetta (little egret)
Lineage: Eukaryota; Metazoa; Chordata; Aves; Pelecaniformes; Ardeidae
Gene: PAM
Product: peptidylglycine alpha-amidating monooxygenase
Exons: 24
Coding region: 419-3037 (872 amino acids)
Biological process (GO): peptide metabolic process
Cellular component (GO): extracellular region; membrane
Molecular function (GO): protein binding; copper ion binding; peptidylglycine monooxygenase activity
Source: RefSeq, a predicted model, not a curated record